Penaeus chinensis is the source of this 765-nucleotide messenger RNA. Its product is annotated as zinc finger protein 317-like. Gene Ontology annotation, biological process: regulation of DNA-templated transcription. Gene Ontology annotation, molecular function: RNA polymerase II cis-regulatory region sequence-specific DNA binding; DNA-binding transcription factor activity, RNA polymerase II-specific. Bases 1 to 765 code for a protein of 254 amino acids. The record is from RefSeq and is a predicted model, not a curated record. Lineage: Eukaryota; Metazoa; Arthropoda; Malacostraca; Decapoda; Penaeidae. The transcript is spliced from 2 exons.
AUGGAUCACUUCGAACGCAACUUUUGGGAUCUGCCUGACGUGGCUGCCUCUCAGUAUGGGUCUGGCGCGGCUUGUUAUGCCUGGCCCUUUGGAGACGUCCUGGGGGUGUUUUCCUCGAAGGACAUCAUGGACCACUUACUAGGAGCGCCCUUGCCGACCCCGAAAAGACAGUGUGUUCGACCUGUGAAUGGCCUCUCAUGGAUAAGCCAAGAAUUCAAGAGCGCUCUCGGCCCCAUCACUGUUACCUUCCUGGCGCCGCAGGUUACCUCCUCGCCAACUGUUCCCUCACCCCCCGCCCGCAGAAGAAAGAACGCCCACUGUCAUCUUUGCGACAAGCGCUUCGAGAAUCGCUACAAGUUAAAGAUGCAUCUCAAUACCCACACGGGGGCUCGACCCUUCACGUGCGAUGUGUGCGGGAAAGGCUUCAUGCGACGGACCACCCUCAACGCACAUCGAAUCAUUCACGACGCCUCUCAGUUCUCGUGUCCCACCUGCAACCGCACCUUCAAGCGCUCGUCCGAAAGGCUUAUCCAUAUCUUACUGAAGGUGUGUCUGCGGAAGCAAAGGAUCCUUCGUCGGAUAGUCAGUGGUUGGUUUUGUGAUGUCUGCAACGAGAGCGUUCCCCUGCCGGAGGAACACCAGUGUCCUGUCAAAGGUCGACGCCGUCAGUGUCCUGUCUGCGGGAUGGACUUCGGCAGGCAGCGCGACCACAAGAUGUUGACUCAUGUCCGCCAGGAUCACCCAGAGUUUCUCGCCUCGUUGUAA